Eimeria tenella is the source of this 246-nucleotide messenger RNA. RefSeq lists its product as uncharacterized. The annotation marks the transcript as partial. The transcript has 3 exons. Lineage: Eukaryota; Apicomplexa; Conoidasida; Eucoccidiorida; Eimeriidae. The record is from RefSeq and is a predicted model, not a curated record.
CCCUUCUACAAAUCCUUUUCUGACGCGCCUCAAGCCUUCGACAAAGAGGCCAAAAGAGUAGCAGCAAACUUCAAAAGGGCCCGAAAAAUUGGACUCCAAAUCCAGAAAAGAAGAGUCUCGAGGGCCCAACUGGCCCACGAGCUGCUGCAGGGAAGAGUUGCUGUUGUGCUGCUGGACGGGGGCCGUUUGGGGGCGCGGGAGCUGCGCGCAGUGCCCCGCACCCAGUACGACGGUUGGCGAGAGUAA